Amphiprion ocellaris (clown anemonefish) is the source of this 4257-nucleotide messenger RNA. Its product is annotated as steroid 17-alpha-hydroxylase/17,20 lyase. Gene Ontology annotation, biological process: hormone biosynthetic process; progesterone metabolic process. The record is from RefSeq and is a predicted model, not a curated record. Gene Ontology annotation, molecular function: heme binding; steroid 17-alpha-monooxygenase activity; iron ion binding. Bases 2538 to 4067 code for a protein of 509 amino acids. NCBI's taxonomy places the organism in Eukaryota, Metazoa, Chordata, Actinopteri, Pomacentridae. The transcript has 10 exons.
AUUCACCAGCUGAAGGACGUUCACCAAAAUGUUUUCCUGUCCCAAGUCCAACAUCUGUCCAAACUAGUCUAAAACCAAGUCCAACAUCUGUCCCAAACUAGUCUAAACCCAAGUCCAACAUCUGUCUCAAACUAGUCCAGAACUAAGUCCAAUGUCUUUCCCAAAUUAAUCCAGAACUAAGUCCAACAUCUUUCCCAAACUAGCCCAUAACUAAGUCCAACAUCUGUCCCAAACUAGUCAAAAACCAAGUCCAACAUCUGUCCUGAACUAGUCUAAAACCAAGUCCAAAAUCUGUCCCAAACUAGUCUAAAACCAAGUCCAACAUCUGUCCCAAACUAGUCUAAAACCAAGUCCAACAUCUGUCCCAAACUAGUCUAAACCCAAGUCCAACAUCUGUCUCAAACUAGUCCAGAACUAAGUCCAAUGUCUUUCCCAAAUUAAUCCAGAACUAAGUCCAACAUCUUUCCCAAACUAGCCCAUAACUAAGUCCAACAUCUGUCCCAAACUAGUCAAAAACCAAGUCCAACAUCUGUCCCAAACUAGUCUAAAACCAAGUCCAACAUCUGUCUCAAACUAGUCCAGAACUAAGUCCAACAUCUGUCCCAAACUAGUCCAGAACUAAGUCCAACAUCUGUUCCAAACUAGUCUAAAACCAAGUCCAACAUCUGUCACAAACUAGUCUAAAACCAAGUCCAACAUCUGUCACAAACUAGUCUAAGACCAAGUUCAACAUCUGUCCCAAACUAGUCUGAAACCAAGUCCAACAUAUGUCCCAAACUAGUCUAAAACCAAGUCUAACAUCUGUCUCAAACUAUUCCAGAACUAAGUCCAACAUCUGUCCCAAAUUAAUCCAGAACUAAGUCCGACAUCUGUCCCAAACUAGUCUAAAACCAAGUCCAACAUCUGUCCCAAACUAGCCCAGAACUAAGUCCAACAUCUGUCCUGAACUAUGUCCUCACAUGCCCAAAAUGUUCUCAAUUUACUAAAACGUUGACAUGUUUUUAAGGAUGUUGAACUUAACUAAACUGACUCAUCGUCCUUCAGGUUCUGCUGCUGCAUUCCGACCUAAUAAAACAGCAUCUUGGUCCAGGUUCUGCAGCCUGCGGCCGGCUAACGCGUCGUGUGAACCUGCAGAGUCCACUGGAACCCUGUCAGACGGACAUGUGAAGGGGAUCUAUGGAGAUGGACGAUGGACGAAAAUGUGUGGGCGAAGCCAGAGAGGCUGUUGCCAUGGCGCUGCUCCUCCACCUGUUACUGAUAAUUCUGUAAUGGAGACGUCGGUGUGUUCGGAGCCUCAUAGCGUCACAAGUUUCUGUCAGCUGCAGCCGCUGACUCACAAUUAAACCCAAGAUCUAACCAAAGUUUCCACGUUGACGUUGGUCAGCAUCAGGAGAUGUCAGAUUGAGCAAAGUCAUCCUGAAGAACCAAAACAUCCAGCCAGAGUCUCAAAGAAGCACAACUACAACCACGAGUCCUGCAGCCGAUGGUCCAAACCUACACAGCCAUGAAAUAUCAUGGAGUCAACAUGCAACAUCAGCCAACACUAGUCUAAAACCAGUUCCAAACCAGUCUAAAACUAAUCCUAAACCAGUCUAAACCUGGUCCAAAACCCGUCUAAAGCUAGUCCAACACCAGUCCCAAACUAAUCUAAAACUAGUCCCAAACUAAUCUAAAACUAGUCCCAAACCAAUCUAAAACUAGUCCAAAACCAAUCUAAAACUAGCCCUAAACUAGUCUAAAACUAGCCCUAAACCAGUCUAAAACUAGUCCAAAAUGAGCCUAAAACCAGUUCCAAACCAAUCUAAAACUAGUCCCAAACCAAUCUAAAACUAGUUCCAAACCAAUCUAAAACUAGUCCAAAAUGAGUCUAAAACCAGUUCCAAACCAGUCUAAAACUAGUCCCAAACCAGUCUAAAACUAGUCCCAAACCAGUCUAAAACUAGUCCCACACCACUCUAUAACUAGUCUUAAACCAGUCUGGAACUAGUCCAAAACCAGAAUAUAACCAAGUCUAAAAUCAAGAUCAAAACUAAUCUUCAAACCAGUCCAGCAUCUGUCCAACAUCCACCAAAACCCAAGGCUGAAAAGAGUCCAAAACAUAUCUUAAACCAUUCUCAAACUAAGUUCAUAUAUUGAUCUAAAACUAAGUCCAACUUGCGUCCUAGUCUAAAAUUAGGUCCAAAUCAGUCUAACAUUAAGUCCAAACCAGUUUUCACCAUUUCCUGACAUUUUAUUUGGAUUCAGGCUGUCGUUUGUUCCUUCUGUAAUUUAAAACUAAUAACAUUUACUCUAAUAAUAGAACAAUAAAAUACAUAAAGUGGUGUUUUAAAAAGCCAGCUCUGCCAUGGUGUGUUCAUCAGGCAGGUUGCCGUGGUAACCAGGGCCGUGCAGCCUGAUAACAUGAAGGCUGUCUGAGAUAAACACUCUGACGGUCACACAGCGACAACAACACUCUGACCUCUGCCCUCUGCAAGGUCGGCUGGCUUCAUUAAAGUCCGUCUGCAGCCUCUCGCUUCAUUCUGCUCCUCACUGCCGUCAUGUCCACCGGCCUCCUGGUCCUCCUGGUCCUCCUGGUCCUCCUGGUCCUACUCAUCCUCCGACGCUCCAGACCCAGAGGUCUGUCCGCUGCUCCCCAGACUCGGAGCUCUAUCCCUGGGCUGCCGAGGCUCCCGGUCCUGGGCAGUCUGCCCUGGAUGAGAAGAGACGUCGCCCCACACCUGAUGUUCACCAGACUGGGCCGCAGGUUGGGCCCUCUGUUUGCGCUGCACGUGGGGCCUCACUACACUGUGGUGGUCAACAGCCAUGAACACGCCAGAGAGGUUCUGCUGCAGAGAGGGAAGGACUUCGCUGGACGGCCCAACAUGGUCACCACCAACCUGCUGACCAGAGGCGGUAAAGACAUCGCAUUUUGUGACUUCUCUCCUCUGUGGAAGUUUCACCGUCGCCUUGUCCACAACUCCUUUACUCUGUUCGGAGAAGGAACCAGCCGACUGCAGGACGUCGUUCUGUUGGCAGUGGAUGGUCUCUGCAUCGAGCUGCUGUCCAGUGGGAGGCGGGGCUUCGACCCGUCGCCUGCGGUGACCAGAGCCGUCACCAAUGUGGUUUGCACGCUGGUGUUCAGCGCCACCUAUCGACACGGAGAUGCCGAACUGCAGGAAGUGAUGCGAUACAAUGACGGCAUCGUGCAGACGAUCGCCAGGGGAGGACUGGUGGACAUUUACCCCUGGAUGAAGGUUUUUCCUAAUCAGACUCUCAGGAAGCUGAAGGAGUCCAUCAGGAUCAGAGACCAGCUGUUGACCCGAAAACUGGAGGAACACAAGGCGUCUCUGAGUGACGGCGACCCCCAUGACCUGCUGGACGCUCUGCUAAAGGGCCAGAUGGACGGUGGGCGGGGCCAGAGGUCACCUGGGUCGGGAAUAACGGACGACCACGUCCUGAUGACGGCGGCCGAAGCUUUCGGAGCCGGAGUGGAGACCACGUCGACCACGCUGCUGUGGAUCCUGGCCUACCUGCUGCACCACCCCGAGGUCCAGGAGCGUGUGCAGAAGGAGCUGGACGAACAGGUGGGCGGUGAGCGAGCGGUGAGCGUGUCGGACCGCGGCCAGCUGCCGUACCUGGACUGUGUGAUCAACGAGGGAAUGAGGAUCCGACCGGUGAGCCCGGUGCUGAUCCCCCACACGGCCAUGAAAGACAGCAGCAUCGGAGGUCAUGCUGUCCAUCGUGGGACCCGUGUUCUGGUCAACAUGUGGUCGAUUCACCACGACCCCCGACACUGGAACAAACCGGACCUGUUCAACCCAGACCGUUUCCUCGACGACCAGGGACAGCGCGUCAUGCCUUCCUGUUUCCUGCCGUUUGGGGCGGGGCCUCGAGUCUGCGUCGGCGAAUCGCUGGCCAGGCUGGAGCUCUUCCUGUUCCUGUCAUCUCUGCUCCAGCGAAUGAGCUUCAGGCUGCCGGACGGCGACACCCCGCCCAACCUGCAGGGGCGGCUGGGCGUGGUCCUGCAGCCGCUGCCUUAUAAGGUCGUGGUCACGCCAAGGCCGGGGUGGGAGAGUGGGGCCAAAUGACACGGGGGAGGAGCUUAGAGUGACACUCGGCGGUAAGAAGAAACCUCAUGCAAACCAGGAGGAGGAGAAAAACAUCGAGUCGACAGGACAGACUCCUACAGCGGAAACAACAUCUUAGUAAAGUAAAUAAACCACAGGUGGAGCUGCUUCCAAUGAGAAAACGCUGAUUAAAAAUCUGAGUUUGAAUGGA